GAAACCUGUACUUCCCAAUUACACAUAAUAUCCUUGUUCUCUAUUCCAACUUUACAUCGAUCUCCAGAUUUGUAUGGUUUCUCUCUCUCUCUCUCUCUCUCUCUCAGAGAGAGUUAGCGAUCAAAAAAAGUUCUUUCUCUUGUUCUCCGUCUCUCUCUAGAAAACUCUCACCAAUCCGUUGAGCAACAUGACAGCCAAAAUGGUUUUGUUUAGGUACAAUCUCUCUAUGUAAAACUUGUUGGGUAGAGAGAGAAAAAAUGGCAGCCAAAUUGGGGUCAUUCAGGCGAAGUUUUGCGGAGAAGAGAGAAAGAGAGAGACUAUUGUCCUCAUGCGGAGGAGGGUAUUCAGAAUUACCUGGAUUUACACAUACAAUAGAUAUUGAAGAUGAGACUUCUGGGUAUUGUUCUUUUCGUUCAAUUCGUGAGAAAUUUGCAGAUUCAUGGAAGAACUUUCGAAGUGUUGCUUUCAAGGCUUGGGAGUUGGGUCGGUCAGACCCAAGAAAGAUUGUGUUUUCAGCGAAGAUGGGUUUGGCUUUGAUGCUGAUAUCUUUGUUGAUUUUCUUCAAGAAGCCAGUAGAAGAGCUCAGUAAAUACUCUGUUUGGGCUAUACUUACUGUUGUGGUCGUGUUUGAAUUCAGCAUAGGAGCCACUCUUAGCAAAGGUUUCAACCGUGGGUUGGGAACAUUGUCAGCUGGAGGGCUUGCUCUUGGCAUAGCCGAGUUGUCUGUAUUGGCCGGGGAAUGGGAGGAAGUUGUUAUAAUCAUCAGCAUAUUUAUCACAGGGUCUUGUAUGACGUAUGCAAAACUGUACCCAACAAUGAAGCCAUAUGAAUACGGUUUCCGAGUUUUCUUGAUAACAUAUUGUUUCAUAAUGGUAUCUGGAUAUCAGACAAGAGAAUUCGUGAAUACAGCUGUGACUAGGUUCUUGCUUAUUGCACUGGGCGCUAGUGUUUCUCUGGCAGUGAAUAUAUGCAUCUAUCCGAUCUGGGCUGGUGAGGAUCUGCACAUUUUGGUGGUGAAAAAUUUCAUGGGCAUUGCUACUUCCUUGGAAGGUUGUGUUAGUGGUUACGUGAAUUGUGUUGAAUACAAGAGGGUCCCUUCAAAAAUUCUUACUUACCAAGCUUCUGAUGAUCCAGUGUAUAGUGGCUACAGAUCUGUACUGGAAUCAACAAGCCAAGAGGAUGCUCUGGUAGGCUUUGCUAUCUGGGAGCCGCCGCAUGGUCCGUACAAAAUGUGUAAAUAUCCGUGGAGAAACUAUGUCAAAGUAAGUGGUGCUCUAAGGCAUUGUGCGUUCAUGGUUAUGGCAUUGCAUGGAUGUAUGCUCUCAGAGAUACAGGCUCCUGCUGAAAAAAGACGGGUCUUUCAAAGUGAACUUCAGAGGGUAGGAACUGCUGGUGCUAAAGUUUUACGAGAGCUUGGGAACAAAAUAAAAAGGAUGGAGAAAUUAGGCUCAGUAGACAUACUGUAUGAAGUGCAUGAGGCAGCAGAAGCAUUGCAGAAGAAGGUGGAUCGAAAGUCAUACCUGUUUGUUAAUUCUGAGAGCUGGGAAAUUGGAAAUGGGCCCAAGCAGAUGAAAGAACCCCACGUCUUUCUUAAAAUUGAUGAUAAAAGUAAAUUUCAGGAAAAUAUGUCCCUCAGUCAAGUUGCAAUUGACAUCAACUUGAUUCCUAUAUCAAAGAGUUGGGAUGAUAGGAAUUCUAAUAUGGGUUUCAAGAACAUCGGACCUGCAGGUGUUCGGUCAGAGAAUAUGUUAGAGAAACAGAUAUCAUGGCCCACACGUCCGCCUAAAGCUGAUACAGUACCUGAAGAAGAAGAUGCAGAAGAAGAAUCGAAAACCUAUGAAAGUGCUAGUGCAUUGUCUCUGGCAACCUUCACAUCACUUUUGGUUGAGUUUGUUGCAAGGCUGCAAAAUGUUGUUGAUUCUUUUGAAGAACUAAGUGAGAAAGCAAAUUUUAAGGAACCCGUUGAACCACCAGCAGAGGUCGUGGGCUUUUGGACGAGGUUGUGUAGGAAUGUGAAGUCUUGGAACCACCAUGACAACUUAUUAGGUUAAUUUAUUAGAUUAGAAAUUAUAGCUUAUAGUGCAUCAGGAUACCGAAACCUGAGAAUGGAAUUCCUCGGAUCCAAGUGGCUAGUAAAACUUUUGAAUUCUAUCUAACAGACUGAUGGGUGAGUUUGGGAACUUGCAAGUCUCAAGUACUAGGCAUUCUGUAUGAUGAGAUCGUAGAGCCCUGGAAUUUGAAUGAAAUGUCACAAGCAGUGGUCGAUUGAAUUGACUUAUGGAAGUUGUAAAAAUGUUUUAGUGUCUUAAUAAAAUUCUCAUUUUUUGUUGGUAUACUCUCAGUCUUGCUUCUUUUCCCUCUUGGAAUAACAGUUGAUAUAUUUGAAAUGUUUUUCCAGUUGUAAGUUGAAUUACAGAGAGUACUGAGGGUGUUCAGACUCACCUGAGCGCCCGAGGAAUCUGGCAGAUUUGCUGAUUCUGGUCAGAGAGCAGAGGCCCAAGCGAAUCCCCUUUUUUUUUUGUGUUUUGUUUUUUUUUUCCCUGAUCGUCAUGUAUGAAUUUUAUUAUUUCUUCAAAAUGUCAUGUAUUAUCAGCACUUAACUAUACGUUUUAAACA
Ilex paraguariensis (yerba mate) is the source of this 2616-nucleotide messenger RNA. Lineage: Eukaryota; Viridiplantae; Streptophyta; Magnoliopsida; Aquifoliales; Aquifoliaceae. The record is from the annotation of a GenBank genome assembly.